Molecule: messenger RNA, 1026 nt
Organism: Harpegnathos saltator (Jerdon's jumping ant)
Lineage: Eukaryota; Metazoa; Arthropoda; Insecta; Hymenoptera; Formicidae
Exons: 6
Coding region: 523-1011 (162 amino acids)
Source: RefSeq, a predicted model, not a curated record
ACACGUUUUAUUCUAUGUAAUAAGACUGUCACCAUACUUUUCUCUUCUUCUGUAUCUGGCGUGGAAGUUGUACUGUUCAGCAAUGCUGGCAAAGCUGAACAGGCUGCAGUAAUAGCCUGUGAUGAUUCCAUAAUUAGAGAAUUCAUAUCAAGACUUAUAUUCUUUCUUUUUCUGAUAUCUGUUUUAGGCACUUUGAGGUUAUGCUUAUUUGCUGGAUCAAUAUUCUCGCUAUCUGAAAUUUAUUUAGAAGUGUUAAGAAUGUAAUUAAUGGUUAAGUUUUCUGUGGAAAAUAGUAAUUUAUCAAUCAUUUGCCUUCAGAAAUAUUAAUAAAAUUUGUAUUGCAAGUAGGCGAUUUUGCUGAUAAAUUCUUUAUCAUUGAUCCUUGUGAUACUGAUGAAAUUUGUGAAGCUCAAGUCGUUACAAUAGUCGCUGAAAUUGGAUUGGAACCAGGGCCGACAAGCUCAAAUAACCUUGAUGAGGACUGAAUAACUCCCCCCCGCCACUAUCAGAUGACGCAGAAAAAUGAAGUUUACUUUCAUUAGAUUAUAUAAAUUCUAUGAUAUUUCCCGUUACGUUUCUGUCAUGUCAGGAAAUUUCAGCAUAUCAGCAAGUGGAGAUCCAUCAUUGAUGACCAUUCUUCCGAAAAAAAUAAUGAAAAGGACAAUAUGUGAAAACCAUUUUGAGGAUAAUUUUAAAUUAAAAAAACGAUUGAGUACAUAUGCUAUACCAACAUUAUUGCUGCCAGAGCCAAUUAACAUUGACGAACACAAAGUAGCAUGUUUAAAUACAAAUGAGAAUGCUAUUACAAAUUUAUUAAAAAAUGAUCUACAAGCACCAAAUAUUACAGAAUGCAAUGAUUAUGACGAUAUCAGAGAUAUAUCUACAUGUUCAGGAGAAGAGGUGGCAGAAACAAGAAGAGAUAGAAAUGAAGAGAAUCCUGUAUCUAUGCCGAUAAUAAAGGAAAGAAAAAGAAAAGCGAAAGGUAUGAUAUACAGGGUGUUUGAUAGCUGAUCAUGCAGACGAAAG